Molecule: messenger RNA, 1747 nt
Organism: Stegostoma tigrinum
Lineage: Eukaryota; Metazoa; Chordata; Chondrichthyes; Orectolobiformes; Stegostomatidae
Exons: 9
Coding region: 267-1082 (271 amino acids)
Biological process (GO): biosynthetic process
Source: RefSeq, a predicted model, not a curated record
CCGAUCUCCUGUCUCCUCUCGUUUGUUCCUCACACGAUCCACUGAGACAGAACGUCGUCUCCAUGACAACCAACCGACUCACCGCGAACCUCUAAGACCAGACCAACCACCCGCUUCAGCUUCCGGUUUCAAUUCCUCGCCUCGUCCAGUGGGCGGGGCCAUUGGGCAUCUGGUGGGACCUGGGUCCUGUAGGCGGGGCCUAGGCUGGCGGUGAGAUCCAGUGAAAGGUGUUGGACGGUGGAAGCAGGGCAGAUUGCACAGAAAACAUGAAGGCUGUUAUCCUGGCUGCUGGCUAUGGUACCAGAUUGAACCGUGACCUACAGAAUGAUAGCAGUGGUUGUUUCAAGCAUCUCUGUGGCAUUCCCAAACCCCUUCUACCAGUAGGAAAUAAGGCACUUAUCAGUCAUUGGAUGGCAGCAUUGGACAAGAUUGACAGCAUUGAUGAAGUUUAUGUUAUUACAAAUGAUCUUUAUUAUGUGAAAUUUGAAGAAUGGGCAAAGGAGUUUCAACUAGUUAAAGUUCUAAAUGAUGGAACAAAAAACAAUGAAGAACGGUUGGGUGCCAUAGCUUGUCUUCAACUUGCCAUUACUCAGUUUAACAUUAAUGAUCAUGUAUUGAUCCUAGGAGGUGACACUUUAUUCUAUGAAGACUUCAGCCUAUCUGUUGUUCUUGCACGAUUUGCUGAAUUGCAGAGUACUAAUUGCGACAGCAAUUUGGUUCUGUCUUACUUUUGCAAAGAUGAAGAAACGACAAAGUUUGGCAUUUUAGAAACUGAUGAAAACUUCCAAGUAACUGCAUUUAAAGAGAAACCCCGCUCAACUGAAACAACAUCUCGCAGAGCUUGCCCAUGCUUCUAUAUAUAUUCAAAAAACACAAUACCUUUGAUUGCAAAAUUUCUUCAAGAGAAACAGAAUUCAACAUUGGAAGAGAAGGAUGCACCUGGUAACUUCUUACGUUGGGUCUACUCAAGGAAACCAGUGUUUGUUCAUCAAGUACGUGGCCGGUUUGAUGUUGGAAAUCUUCCGGCUUAUAUUGACUGUACCACAUAUUUCCAGAAGCACAGAAAGGAAUUAUUGAUUUAAGUAACUUGCAGUUUUCCAAAGGAUUUAAAAGCUCUGGAGAACGAGCCUUGUACAGCAUCUGUACUUCUUCUUAAUGUUUUCCAAGGAGAAACUGGUUAAUGUUUUUAUUUAGAAAAAGCUCUAACCAUACAUUUAAUUCCUAAUCCUGCAUACAGAAUUAAGGUUUGAAUUAUUGCUUUUUAAAAAAGAACUUCUAUUUUACUAGGAUAAAUCAAUGAAUGAAAGUACAGCUACAAUGUAUGAAAGUAGGUAAUAUCCAUGAACAUUCCAGAACAAUGUUACUUUAUUAAAAAUAAAGUAACAAUUUUUAAAAUAAUUCAGCUAAAAGACACCCUAAAACGAGUUAAAGUCUUUAUAUAGCAACUGCAUGAAAAAAUGGUGAAGUUAAACUUUCUAAUAUUUGCAGUCACACAUAGAGCGCAUCACAGAGAAAUCAGUUUGUUGGACUGAUGUAAAGUUCCGGAAUAUGAUAGCUUAAAUGGUCUCAUUUUGUACUAUAAACUUACAAGUGUUAGAGGUCAAGCAUGUUAAAGUAGCCUAAAAGAAUACAGAGAAGUUAAAAAAACACUAGCUUUUUAAAGAUAGUAGGAACUGCAGAUGCUGGAGUAUCUGAGAUAACAAGGUGCAGAGCUGGAUGAACAUAGCCGGUCAAGCAGCGUCAGAGG